UGGGUGUUUCCGGCCGACCGCCCGACGACGAAUUUCCAGCCUCCUCAUAUUCCCCCAACACCUUUCCCCCUUCAGCCUGCCCCGGGUUCGGGUUUUGUUUCUCGCCGGCAUGUCGGAGCCUCGGACCCCGCGCUUCAGCGAUAGAGCAGUGCAGGUUCUGCUGGAGCAGGUGAGGGCUCGCAGGGAGAUAUUUUUCCCCUCCGAGGGCAGGAGUGUGCCCAGGGAGAAGGUGCACCAGGCCUGGAUGGAGGUGGCACACUGUGUUAAUGCCAAGAGUGAGGUGCCAAAGACUUGGCUGCAGUGCCGCAAGAAGUUCAAUGGCCUGACCUGGACUGCGAAGGAGAAGUUGGCCCACAAAACAAGGAAAAGAACCAGUUGCGGGGAACGCCCAGCAUCUAUUCUAGAUCUCACCCAGAUGGAGCAGGAAGCCCUGGACAUCAUUGGGCCAAACAGCAGGAGAAACAUUGAGAAUGGCAAGGCCGGAGGCCAAGUACCACAGGAUCUGACUCAUUACCUAGGCUUUAUUGGACAGGAGAUGGAAGAGGAGCAUUUCACAGAAGAUGCACAGUCACCAGCCCCAUCUUUCCACUACAUCAGCACUGACCUAAACAUCUCCAGUGGAAUGGACGGUCAGCUAAAUGGAUCUUCACAUAAUGAAUUAUUCAGUAGUAAUGAACAGGAGCUGGACAUAGUGGAAAGGACCAUCCAGGAGACCGAUGACUCCAGGGCAACCUCUGGUCCUAGCUGUAUCGAAGAGGACAAAGAUGCAGAUCUCACAGGCCCAGCCUUUAGAAGAAAGAUUUUCCAGGAGCAUCAUCAGUUGCUCCAAGCUUUGGACAAACUGCCAAAGAGCUGCCUCACGCUGUCUGAGAGUGUAGAAGAGUCUGCAUCCAUCUUUUGUGGGGUUGUGGCACAAGGUAUCACCACCCUCCAGUCUACCAUGGAGCGAGUUGCCAACUCUGUCGAUGCAGCAAUGAAGCCCUCUGUCCAUGAGCCUGUGGCACCAACUUUGGCGUCACUGAUUGAGGCUCAAACAAGUGCUAUUCAGGCUCUGGCUUGCACCAUUUCCACUAGUUUGGAAAGGUUGGGCGGGCGUAUUGAUAGGGGGUUCGGUCACAUCUCAGACCUUCUGCAGUCUGCUCUGCCACAGCUCAAUGGCGGCAUGGAGUCACAGCCCCAUGUGAGUGGGCCAGCUGGAGUGUCUCUUGCUAGCCUCUCUCGGGGUAACAGCACGUAUGAUCCCUCCCCAUCUUCCGAAGCCCCAUCUCCUCCAGAAGCACCAUUGAAUCUGCAGGUGGCAGUCAGAUCCCCUCGAGGUCGAGCUCUUCGAGGCAGGCGUCCUUGAGCAUCCUUCAGACACUGACUGAGUUACACUAACUGCCAGUUCUCUGAACUGAAGCCACGAGGGAUUCACAACUAGGAAUAGCAAACGAUGACUUCAUAAAGGUACUACAAAAUGGUAUCUGGAAGACUGCUGCUAAUUGCAUAAGCAAUAAAAUAUUACUUAGUUUGCAAAUCUAAUAUACUUGGUUAGAUGGUUUGUAACCAUGCUGCUGUAAUGUCAACUGUUGGGGACAUCUGUGUUAGUGGUUGGAGGUAUCGCUGGAUGACUGAAGACUUGAACAUGCUGUUAAUGGGCAUGAGUUAAGUAGACUACUAUUCAGGUAUGAAAGACCAGGAAAUGUGGUACACAGUAGCGUUUUUUAAAUCUUUGUAACUUUCAGGCAACACUUUUAUCAGAAGUUGGCACAAAGAGUAGUAAAAGGCCACUCUGGCCUUUUGAGACUGUUCCACCAUUCAACAUGAUCAAUACCACAUUCUUGCUGAUUCCCUAAAGCAAGGGUUCCCAACAUUUUUUAUGCCAUGGACCCCUUGCCAUAUUGGGACCCACUUCCCUAAAGGUUAAUUUGGCAGGUUGAGUCAGUAGAAAGGAAGUCAAAUGCAACGUUGCCAUUCAUUUCAAGAGGACUGAAAUAUAAAAGCAAGAAUGUACUGAGGCUCUCUCAGGCAUUGGUCAGGCCACAUUUGGUGUACUGUGUGCAGUUUUGGGCUCCAUAUCUAAAAAAGGAUGCACUGGCAUUGGAGAGGCUCCGUAACUUUACGAGUAUGAUCCUGAGAAUGAAAGAGUUAAUGUAUGAGGACCGUUUGAUGGUCGUGGGCAUGUACUUGCUGGAGUUUAGAUGAAUGAGAUGAUGGGGGGGGUGGCAUAAAUCUCAUUGAAACAUACAAUAUUGAAAGGUCAAAAUAAACUGGAUGUGGAGUGGAUGUUUCCAAUAGUGAGGGAAUCUAGGACCAGAGGACACAACCUCAGUAGAAGGUGGUCCUUUUAGAACAAAGAUGAGGAGAAACAUCUUUAGCCCAAAUGCAGUGAAUUUGUGGAUUUUUUUGCCACAUACGGCUGUGAUGGCCAAAUCUUUGGCUAUAUUAAAACCGGAGGUUGUUAGAUUCUUGAUUAGUGAAGGCGUCAAAGGUUAUGAGGAGAAGGCAAGAAAAUAGGUUGAGAAGGAUAAUAAAUUAGAUGGAAUGGCAGAGCAGGCUCAAUGGGCUGAAUGGCCUAAAUCAGCUCAUAUGUCUUAAAGUCUUACUGCUCUUUUCCCAUAACUUUUUGAAGUUUUAAUAUCUAGAAAUCUGUAUACCUGCACCUUAAGUAUCUCUAUUGUCUUGGCUUCCCCAGUCUCCAGUGUUGGGGAGUUUCACACUGAAGAAAUUUGUCCUCUUCUCACUCCCAAAUGCCUUGACCCUGUCCUGAGAUUCUAACUUUGGUUCCGGCACACACCCCUCUUACAGGAAAGAUCCCUUGUGUAUUGGGUCUGUUGAGCCCUGUCAGAAUUCUGUAAGUUUCGAUGAGAUCUGCUCUCAUUUUUUUCUGAAAUCUAUUAGUAGUGGAGUGGGUAACAUAUCCUCUUUCAGACAAUACUGCCAUCCUGUGAACCAGUCUGGUGAUACUUUGUUGCACUCCUAUGACAAGUAUGUCCCUUGAGUAAGGAAACUAAAACUACACCAGGUGCUGCAGGUUGGCAUCACCGAUGCCCUGGGUAAUUGACUUGACUUGACUUGACAUUAUUUCUCACAUCCUUCACAUACAUGGGUAAAAUUCAUCUUAACUUUUGUUUUCAAAACCUGUGCAAUAAAAGUUAAUAUACCAUUUGCCACCUUAACCGCAUACUUACUUUCAUAGGCUGACGUACAUGGACACCCUUUGUAUGUCAGCAGUUCCCAAUCUGUCACCCUAACCUGGCAAGGACAACCGGAGAACAGAACUGGAGAUCAGGUCCUUUGGUUUUGAAAAUCGAGCUCCUUUGUCUUUUCGUUCGGGUGAGCCUUGUGAUGCUGAGGAAUUCCUAAGAACUUAUUUUUGAACUUUACUCUUGAGUAGUUGAACUGUAAAUAGUCUACUUCACAUGGUCCCACCGUAGCUACCUCAACCUUGACAUUUAUCUCUAUAUGUUAGCAUCUCUUUGAGAUGACAUGAUCUUCUGUAGGCAGCCAGGAGCAGCAUCACUUUCUGAUAUUGGUCUAAUUAUCCUUUACCAACAUGUUCUCUGAUUAUCCUCAAAUCUAAAUCCAUUUCUCAAUAGCCAAUUUGUAAUUUUGCUUUGAUUGCAUUGGUUGUGUCUCAGUUAUUCUACACUUGCUUCUCAUUCCUUAAACCAGCAUAGCACUCUUCCCAAACUCUGUUAAUUUAGGGUUUCGAUUGCAUUUCUUUUUAUCCAUGUUAUGAUAUAGGAAUGGGUUUGCUUGGUGGCCCAAACAUCUGUUUCCUUGAUAUAUGAUUCUGCAAUUCCUGGGGGGUGGGGGUAGUGGUUUAAUGUGGUCCUGAGCAAUUAUUGCCUCGAGAUUACCUUAAGAUCAAGCACGAAGCAUUCUAUAUCAAAAGAUUUAAACCCUUUGCUAGGAAUUUGGCUGGGUUGUGGAGAAGAUUGAUGAUCAAAUCUGCAGACGAAGAGCUGUGAUAUUAAUUGUUCAGGAAGAUCUGACACCCAGGAUAAUUUAUUGCUGUUCCAUCUCAACUCCAGUUUUUGCUUUAUUGUCUUCUUUGUUAGACGAUAGGAGGUAGGUGGUUUUAUAAGCAGUAGAAGUGUUUAAAAAUUAUAAAUAUUUUACUGACAAAUACGUUUUCACAGUUUUGACCAUUUGUUUAAUGUAGGUCAUUCACUUUAAUAACCAAAAAGCAUAAAUUGCUGCAAGCUAUAAGUACCAGAGGUUCUACAAGUGCUGGAAAUCCAGAGAAACACACAAAAUCCUGAAUAAACUCAGCAGGUCAGGCAGCAUCUAGGAGAAGGAAUAAACGGUCGACAUUUCAGGCGAAACCCUUCAGGCAAGUUUUGCAGAUUUUAUGGAUAGAAACCCAUGAUGGUUAAAAGAGACCUAACAGGCAGUAUAUAUGUAUAUUUAUGGUUAGUAUGUGUGAUAUGUACAAGGAGUUGACUUUAAUAUUAUAGACAGGUUUAAAGUAAAAAUGCAAUGAAGUUCUUUAUAUUUAGGAAUUAGAAAUUAUUAUGCCAUAAAAUAUUAAUAAUUUAUUUAUAGAGCAUUUUUCAUACAGAUGAUGUAGUUCAAAAUGCUUUACAAUGGGAUAAAAGUGCAAAUGUGAAAAUAGAAUAAAAAUAAACUUGAAAAUAAAAGGUAAUUUUAUGAUGCCAUAAUUGAAUGACCUUUAUUGUCAUUAUACAUAGGUACAAUGAAACUCUGUUUGGCUUCCUCUCAGGCAAUUAAAUAAAGCGGUAGAUAAAAUCAAGACAGUAAUAGAAAAGCAGUAUUAAAUAGAUAAGUAGCAGAAAAUAAGUUGCAGCAGUGCCAGAAUAUCACAGUAAUGCACAGAGUGCCGUUAGUGCAAGUAUUUGAGUCCUUGUGUGUACAUGUGUGUGCUCACAGUUUCAGUCAUUGUCCUGUGGGAGUGGUGUGAUGGAGGCCACAGCUCUGGGAUAGAAGCUGUUCCUCAGUCUAUUUGUUCUGGCUUUUAGUGUCCUGAACCUUUUGCUGGACGGCAGCGGGUCAAACAGGGAGUGGCGGGGGUGUGUGGUGUCUCUGGUUAUGCUGAUUGCUUUCCUCCUGAGUCUGCUGGAAUAGAUGGUGUCCAGUCCUGGGAGCUCCAUCCUGACAAUUCACUGGGCCGCCUUCACCACACGAUGCAGGUCUUGUCGCUCAGCGGCUGUGCUGCUGGCAUACCACACUGUGGCGUUGUCGGUCAGGAUGGUUUCAAUUGUGCUCCUGUAGAAGUUAAGCAACAGCUUUUGUGGAAAUUUGGCCUGUUUCAGCUUUCUGAAGAAGAAGAGUCUUUGUUGUGCCUUUUUUUACAAGCAGCGAGGUGUUGGUGGUCCAUGGCAGCUGUUUUGACAACAUAACUCCAAGGAACUUUAGGUUUUCCACACUUUGCACUACCUCUCCAUGUAUAUGGAGGGGGUGUGUACUCUGUCCUUUGAUCUCCUGAAGUCAAUGAUCAUCUCUUUUGUUUUAGAAGUGUUAAGGACCAGGUCAUUGUCCUUACAUCACUCCGUCAGAUGAUCCACCUCAAGCCUGGAGGCUGUUUCAUCCUCGUCCGAGAUCAGGCCAACCACUGUGGUAUCGUCCGCAAAUUUAAUUAUGGAGUUGGAGGUGUAGAUGGGGGUGCAGUCAUGUGUGAAGAGUGUGUAGAACAUAGGGCUCAGCACACAGCCCUGCAGGGUGCCUAUUUUUAAGAUGAGGGUGUUAGAGCUGUGCUUACCAAUUCUAACUUGCUGUGGUCGGUCUGUGAGAAAGUCCGUGAUCCAUGAGCACGGGGGGAACCAAGGCCAAGAGUGUUCAGUUUGCUGACCAGUUUAUGGGGGAUGACGAUGUUAAAUACAGAACUGAAUUCCACAAAUAACAUCCUCACAUAAGUGUUCGGUUCCUCUAAGUGAGUCAGAGCAAUAUGGAUGGCUGUUGUGAUUGCAUCCUCUGUGGAGUGGUUUGCCCGGUAGGCAGACUGGUGUUUGUCCAGAUCAGGUAGGAUUAUUGCCUCAAUGUGUGAGAGCACAAGUCUCUCAAAGCACUUCAUGGCUGUGGGUGACAGUGCUACAGGGCAAUAGUCAUUCAGGCACUUCACAGCUGAUUUUUUGGGCACUGGGAUGAUAGUGGAGGCUUUAAGGCAUGUUGAAACAACAGCUUGUUGCAGUGAGAGGUUAAAUAUACUUGUAAACACCUCAGCAAGCUGGUCAGCACAUGCUUUCAGUACCCGGCCGGGCACUCCGUCUGGGCCAGCUGCCUUACUCGCCUUCACUUUCCUCAGGGUGGGUCUCACCUGGUGUUGCUUAAGGACCAGUGUGGACUCAUCGUCAGGUAGGUUGAUGAGUGGAGCAGCCUCCUCCCUCUGAGUAUCAAAGCGGGCAAAGAACUGGUAUAGGACAUCAGGCAGUGUGGCGUCAUCAUCUGGCAGCAGAUUAUUGGAUUUGUAGUCUGUCAGCGCCUUGAUGCCAGACAUACUGUGGGGGUGGUUGUUAUCAAACCGAUUUUCAAUGCGCAAUUUGUAUUUGCGCUUUGCAUCCCUGAUGCCCCUGUGGAGAUUCCCCUGUGCUUCACUGUAGGCUUGUUUGUCUCCUGAUCUGAAGGCUGCAUCGCGCUCCCUGAGUAGUGCCCUCACAUUGCUGUUAAUCCAUGGCUUUUGAUUGGGAAGCACCUUAAUUGUCUUUUGUGUGAUUACAUUUUCUGUGCAAAACUUAAUUUAUCCUAGGACUGAACCACCAUAUUUCUCCAGGUCUGCUCCCUUUGCAAACAAGCCCCAAUCUGUGUUGUCAAAACAGUCCUGUAGCAUUGAGGUGGCUUCCUCAGACCACAUAUGUACUGUCCUGAUGGUUGGUUUUACUCCGCAGAUCGGUGGUCUGUAAGCUGGGGUCAGUGUGAGGGAGAUAUGGUCUGAUUGUCCUAGGUGUACAGAUGGGGUCGCUUUGAAUGCUCCUGGAAUAUUUGUGUAGACUUGGUCUAGUAUGUUAUAUUCUUGUGUCGGGAAAUUCACAUUUUUGUAAAGUUUGGGCAUGACCAGUUUAAAAUCUGUGUGAUUGAAGUCCCCUGCUACAAUGAUCACUCCGUCCGGGUGAGCCAUGAGCUGUCUGUUGGUGCUAUCAUGUGGCUUUUCCUUAAAAUCUUGAUUGUACUGCCCUUUUUUUCUUUCUUCUUACAGAAACAUCUGCAUGAUGCUAAGCUAGGGCACAUCAUCAGUGAUGUUACCUGGGGUCAUCAGGUGUUUCAACAUCACAUACCCUAGCCCAGGCGACCCAACCGGCAUUGAUCAGACCCCGGCCUGUGCCCUAGCAGCAACCCAUGGAUCUGCCCUCUUUAUCCAGAGCCAUCUUGAUGUUUUCUCUGCUGCAUCUGUGACGGUAGAAAUGGCUCUCCUUCUCUCUCCCGUGAUUCCAAGUUGCAGUGUAUACUUUGCAGAGCAACUGGCCUGCAAAGCUACGACAGCCGACCUCCACAGGCCAACACUUUGCUCUCCAGCCUCUUCUUUGACAGUUGUCCUUCAGAUCUUCAUUCUUCGCUCUUUUCCGCUCAUAUGCCUCCUCCAUGCGAUCUGCCCACGGCACGGUAAGCUCAAGCAUAAGAACGUGCUUCGAUGAGUCGGACCACAACACAGUGUCGGGCUGCAAUGUAGCCUCUGUGAUGUCGGGCCACAUAGUCUCUGUGAUGCGGGGAGGAAACUGCAGCUGUUUUCCCAGGUCUGCUUUUAGCUUCCAGUCCUGCGCAGUGAAGAGCAACCCGGUUGUUUUCUGGUGUUCUGUUGGUAUUUUCCCCUCUUUGACAAAGCAGAUGGUGUUCUUGACUGGACUUGUUUUCCGGCAGAUGUUAAGGCUGCUGCAGAUUGCCUCAGCAAUUGUCCGGAGGACCUGGUCAUACCGCCACCGAUAACGGCCAUUGGCAAGAGCUCUGGGGCAGCAGCUCAGAAUAUGCUCUAGCGUACUGGUCUUCUCACAGAGGGGGAACGCUGGUCAUUCUGCAGGGCCCCAGCAGUGCAGGUUGGAUGGGCUAGGAAGGACGUCAUAAACAGCCUGGAUAAGGAACUUGGUGCAGUGUGGAUCCACCUUCAAGAGAUUGUUCCACGUGAUCUUUCGCUCGAUCACCUGCUCCCAUUUGGUCCAAGCUCCUUGCUGUUUCAUUGCCACUGCUCUGCUGGUCCUAUCCUCCUCCACAGCUGCCCUUACUUCAUUCUGGACCAGUUCUCGUCGCUCUUUCCCUUGUACUUUGUCAAAGUGGGGGACUUCAAGGCUCCAACUCUUCCCUGGGCGACUGCCCCCACCAGCACUUUGUGGCGCAUUUGUGCCUCAGCUUCUUCCACUGCAGCCUCUGCUCUCUACUCUCUUCCAGUUCUCACCGCCACUCUUGCUCCGGCAACCUUUGGAUCUGAAGGUUCCCGGAACUGCAGCACCUCUCUUGCUCACAAAACCUUGAACUCCUCUUCGAUGGAUUUCAGGGGGAGCCUCAGUUUGCAGUUAUUCCCGUAUGGAGCAAUGCUGCUGAUGUUCUUUGGUAAACCCAGCCAUCUUCGCAGGAACCGGCUGACUACCCUUUCUAAUUCAGCAACAGUGGAAAUUGGAAACUCACAGAGAAGCAGUGGCCAGAGGAUUCUUGGUCGUAUACCGUGCUGGUAAAUCCAUGCCUUAAACCGCCCAGGAAGGCCACUCCUGUCAACCUCUUGCAACCAUUGUUCAAACUCCCCACAGGUGUUUCUUAUUGCCGCCUUAUCUCUGAGUGUUGCAUCAAACAUCUUCCCAAGACUUUUAACAGGGUUCUCUGUGAUGGUAGGAAUUGGAAUGUCCUCAAUAGAGAAACGAAAUCUCUCCUGUACUCUCCCCUUCUUCAGCACUGCAGAUCUUGAUUUUGCAGGCUUAACGGACGUCCUUGCCCACCUCAUCAACCUUUCCAGCCCUUUAAGAAUCCACCAGGCACUGACUCCGUAGUGAUAGGUCAGGCGGGAGGAGAAGAUGGCAGCGCGCCGCACGUGCGCAGCUCUCCAGUGAAAAAUGAUGUUGUAUCUGUUAAAUAGGGGCCGUGGGCAAUUUUGAUUUGAUGGAGAAUGGACGUGAAAGCACAGAGGAACAUCUGGAGAAAUUUCUGAAACGCCCGUUCGCUGCUGUCGUUACUGUGCGGUCGGGAAUCUUUCGGAGGGUAGGCCUCAAAAUCCCCGGCCUUGCCUGCUUUUGGCGACCGAGAAAGAGGUCGAAUUGCUCGGACAGAGAUGGCGCUCAGUACUCGGUGUCGGAGAGCUGAUCAGAGCUCGAAGUUUUCGGAUGACUCAGAGUCAGGUUGUGGUCGGCAUGGCAGGGAGAGUUUUUCUUCCCUCUCCCGUCUGCGUGAGAUGUGGGACAUUUGAGAAACUUUGAACUUUACUGUGCUCACGGACUUCAUCAAGUUAUGGUAUUGUUGCACUGUUGUAACUAUAUGUUAUAAUUAUGUGGUUUUGUCAGUUUUUUCAGUCUUGGUUUGUCCUGUGUUUUGUGACAUCACACUGGAGGAAAUAAUGUAUCAUUUCUUAAUGCAUGUAUUACUAAAUGACGAUAAAAGAGGACUGCGUGUCUUCAUAAUCUAGAUCAUCCAUGAAGGGUCGUAUUGGUGGUUGGCGGACCCCAGAUCUUGAUUUCAGGCCUCGACACUCUGGCUCUGCAGAUUUUACCAGCAUAUUCAUUGCCAGGGCGAAAAGGAUGACUGAGAUGGUGCAGCCUGUGAUGAUACCAAUCUCCAGCCUGCACCAGUCUGAUGUUGUUGGCCCUGCUGAGACUCUCAGGUGGAACUCGUUGUAGUAGUCCAUAAGGAGGCCUCUGAUUCCUUCAGGAACAUGGUGCCUUUUCAGAGGGUCUUCAACAAUUUUAUGGGGGAUUGAUCCAUAGGCAUUGGCCAAAUCCAACCACAAGACCACUAAGGCACCCUUAUUCUCUCUGGUCUCUCUCAGGAGCUGUAUGAUGACUCCAGUGUGCUCCAAGCAGCCUGGUACUCUUGGAACGCCACCCUCCUGGACUGAGGUGUCGAUGUAAUUGUUCCUCAGGAAGGACUCUGUUAAGCACUUUGCCACCACGCUGAAGAAGAUCUUCCCUUCAACACUCAGCAAGGAUAUUAUCCUAAACUGGCUGAUGUUCUAGGAGUUCUCUUUUGGAAUCCACACUCUGUUUGCAUACCUCCAUUGCUUGAGCACUUUGCCUCUCUUCCAGACGACCUUGAGGAUUCUCCACAGCCGCCGGAGAAGCCGGGGGCAGCGUUUGUAGAUGUAGUAGGUGGUGCCACUCGGACCAGAGUUUCAACUCAAUAAAACCACAGCUUCUCAGCAUUUUUGCUCAAAAUAUUAUGUGUCACAUGAAACUACCUGUCAUUCUUUCAAAUUUUGCUGAAUGUGGGUCCUUGGCAAGAUUUAAAAAAAACACUAGAUUAAUAUAUCAAUAAGUUCCUAAUGUUAUUUUCCUGCCUCUGGCAUAAUAGUAUAUGGGAUUACACACCAAAUGCUGGAAAAACUCAGCAGGUCAUGCAGCAUCUAUAGUGGGGAAUAAACAGUCGACGUUUUGGGCCCAGACCCUUCUUCAGGAACAAUAUUUACCAGGAUUAAUCUUUUGACAUACAUAUGUUUUUACGAUUUUUUCUAUGUCUUGCUCAUAAUUUUAAUUUCUUCCUCUGACCUUUAGGCAUCCUUUCCAUUUUUAAGUAACUGUCCAAAAUGUCAAGGUUAUCUCUUGUUUGUUAUCGUUGAACAGUGCUUCAUUCAAUCUAAUGUAGUCACAACCCACAGCUCAUCUCAUAGAUAUUUCUGAAUAAAAUGGAUAUUGUCACAGUAGCAUAGCGGUUGGCGUGAUACUAUUAGAGCUUGGGUUGUUGGGUUUUGGAGUUCAGUUCCAUCACUGUCUAUAAGGAGUUUGUACAUUCUCCCCGUGACUGUGGGUUUCCUCCUGCAGUCCAGAGGUGUACCAGUCAGUAAGCUAAUUGGUCAUUGUGAAUUGUCCUGUGAUUAGGCUAGGAUGAGGUAGGUGAGUUGGUGGGCAAGGUGGCUCAUUUGGCCAGAAGGGCCUGUUCUGUGCUGUACCUCCAGAUAAAAAUAAAAUAUUAAAUUUGGGUCCUGUAAACUUCGCCUCUGAUUGGAUGUACAUGCAGCUGAUGACCUUUUUUCCACUGGAAGAAACAGGAGUCAGAAGUUAAGAGUAUGGACCUGAUUUUAAAAUAUUCAACCUCUUGCAUUGAAGAUUUGAUGAGGGAAGAAGCUUUGGAUGGAAGACGGUGUAUCAUGGUAGCUUCCAGUCAAUGUUUCAAGAUUUUCUUGAGGUAUUGUUAUGAUUUAUGAUCAACUGAGCGAGAGAUGUUUCCUGUUCAGAUGCCCUAGAUGCACUUAGUCACGCCCCUUCCAGGGAAAUGUACCAAAUCUUGGGCAGAUAAAUUUGGCAGACUGUUUAGAAAUGGCAUUUAAUGUAUAAAGUUAGGGCAGUGUUAUUUAUACUAGAGGAGGCAAAGAGUGGCCAAAUGAUUCAUUGUGCUAUGGGAUUACUGAAGGGUGUUGCAGCAUUCUGAGACAGGUUCAGAAGUACUUCUGAACUUGUGUUCCAUUAUGUUCCACAGUAAGUUCAAAGAAAACAACGAGGUAUGGAUAUUUCUGUCCCCACUCCCCUCCCCUGGCCUUAAACCAUUGUGAUGCAGGAGCCAGAGGGGAGAUGUCUACAUGACCUUGUCAAUCACUCCUACUUUGAUUCCCUUUUUACCCUGCUGCAUCGCUUUCUCCAACCAGAAUGGAAUGAUUGUAUUUACUCCACUUCCUUCACAACAACACUUAAUUGAGGGUCUUGAAGGCUUUGACUCGAGCAGUAAAAACCAAGUCUAAGGCAAAAGAAGGCUUUCUGCCAUAAAAUAGCAGUGAAGUUUUGGGCAGGAACUGAUAAUUCCUGUCUAUAGGUUAGAUUCUGUAACUUACACAAUAAAUGUGCACAGCACAAUAAUUAUUAGUGUAGGAAGUUGUUAGCAAUGCAUUCCACAUAUUUAAAAGCACACUAAUUCAUUUAAUGUCAAACUACUGCAAUGUAUUCUCCCAGGAAACAUUAUUUCACAACUUCCAAAAGCUGACUGAUGAAAUUAGUGCUUUAGUGCUAGCACAGAACAGGCCAUUCAGCCCACAAUGUUUUGCCAAACCAGCAAAAAAGCAAAUCAAAAAUUUGCUGAAGAUUGUUCUUCCCAUGGUAUUAAUCAGAGUGUUUAAGGUGUCUUAAUGAUAUUUUAGAUGUUUUAUCAAUACUUUACGGAUUUUUUUUUAUCCGAAGCUGCUGUAUUUGGUUAAUGCCUUUCUCCUUUACAUAUCAUGUGCUGGGCCAACUCGCCAGAUAUCAAUGGGUACACUGCAGUGUGGAUCUCCCAGCUGUGUUGCUUUUUAGAAUGGGAGGUGACUUGGGAGGAAAAAAAUGUCUGGUGUGCAGUAGGUUCAGCUUGAACCCCAGCUUCUCCUCCAAAACCAUGACAGUCCUGUGAAGUUAGAUUGUAUCUAUGGUGUACGUGUAUGUUUUAAAUUGGAUAUGAGGAACUAUGAAGUGGGGAAGUUAGGGAACUUACUCUGCCCUAGGCCAAUUGGGCUAAAGAUUUCAAUGUAAUAUACUAUAUUUGACUUCUAUUUGCUUUGUGUAUCCGCAGUUGAAAAUAAUACUGAUAUAUAUUCUCAUGCUGUUUUGAAUUUAUUAAACCUUCCAAUCUGAUUUGUAAUUUGUAUGUAAUUUGAACUGAUAUUUUUGCAGUUUGUUAACCUGUCUAUAUUUUCCACAAUCCAUAGCCACAAAAUGAGAUUGUUCUUUUUAAUCUUUAACUCACCGAGGGUCAUGAAUUCAGUCACAAGCAAGAGAAAAUCUGCAGAUGCUGGAAAUCUGAGCAACACACACAAAAUGCUGGAGGAACCCAGCAGACCGGGCAGCAUCGAUGGAAAAGAGUACAGUCGACAUUUCGGGCCAAGACCUUUGAGUCCCGCCGAAGGGUUUCAGCCUGAAACAUCGUCUGUACUCUUUUCCAUAGAUGCUGCCUGGCCUGCUGAGUUCCUCCAGCAUUUUGUGUGUGUUGCAAGGGUCAUGACUUAAUGGUUUAAUAUAUAUUUCCUAUAAGAUGGUAAUUAAUUUCAAUCAUUAGGAACACUAAGAUGUACGAAAAUUUUAAACCUGAAUUCUGUAAAUUUUAUCUUGUAAUCAUUAUUGCAGUUGAUGCUAUAAUUUCUUAAACUGUGGGAUGCAAGAUUUUAAUUAAUGUUUUUAUAAUUUUUAGACAUUGAGAUCUUGGGAUAUACGGUGGCUUCCAGUUAUUUGGGCCAUUGGUUAAUCGGGCAGCUGUUUAUUUGAGACAAAAAAGAACAAAAACAAAUCGAGAAAUUAGCUGGUGUUGCCUUUGUUUAAUUGGGACACUGUACUGCUUAAUUGGAACAGGAGACUUGUAGAACAGUUUCUAACUAGCAAGCACUUGUGUGGCCAUUAGAAACUAUGCUGUGCUUACAGCGAACAGUUUUUAAAUGGCUUCAGUUGCAUGUACUUGUGUUAUCCAUUUGGGCCAAAAGGCACCGAUUCAAAAUAUCAUGAUUUUUGAUCACUUUGUGCCAGGAAAUUUAUUGGUGGAUUAUGACACUACUUCAGGCAGGAAGGCAGAGGCAAAGAUUUAUCUGCACUUAAGUGUCUGCGCUGAUUUUGUUCAAUUACAAUCAAUCAAAAGAGCACGACAAUGUACCCUGGUUAAUACUCCAUUGAUAACUACUGUAUUAGGAACUAGUACACUUCUAUAGUAGUAUUGGUAGUGUUCUAAUUUGUUCUGUAUUUCAUUUAAUUACAUAAUUAGUUACUCAGUUAAACAGUAGUUUGUCUUUUUUAUACCUUUUUAACUAUUUCCAUGAAACUUCAGUUAAUUAGGGCACCCAUUUGAUUGGGCCAAAAUGUACUGGUCCUGAUGUGUCCUAAUUAACCGGAAUCCACUGUACUUCGAUCUUAACGUUUGCAAGUUGUGUCAAUAUUUGAGUGAUACCACAGUGUUCCUUAUGGAGAUUAUUAUAUUGUGUUAUUCAGCUGAUAAAGAACAUGGAUUUUAUAUCUUUGUACAACUACAGGGAUCUAUGUAUACUGUAUCUAUUGGGAUUAAUACUGUAUUAUUCAACUCUAAAUUAAACUUUCAUUUCACUGUACACUUUGAAAAUAGAA
This is a messenger RNA of Mobula hypostoma (lesser devil ray), 14129 nucleotides long. RefSeq lists its product as uncharacterized. Gene Ontology annotation, cellular component: nucleus. The transcript has 3 exons. The coding region runs from base 110 to 1345 and encodes 411 amino acids. NCBI's taxonomy places the organism in Eukaryota, Metazoa, Chordata, Chondrichthyes, Myliobatiformes, Myliobatidae. The record is from RefSeq and is a predicted model, not a curated record.